Messenger RNA from Chlamydomonas reinhardtii, 1850 nucleotides. RefSeq lists its product as uncharacterized. NCBI's taxonomy places the organism in Eukaryota, Viridiplantae, Chlorophyta, Chlorophyceae, Chlamydomonadales, Chlamydomonadaceae. The record is from RefSeq and is a predicted model, not a curated record. Bases 63 to 842 code for a protein of 259 amino acids. The transcript is spliced from 6 exons.
CAUGUACUUGCGUUUGCAUUAGCAUUACUCAAUUUGUGGUAGGAGAGAAACACGCGGUGGGGAUGUCCGCGCUGCUCUCGCAAGCGUCGGGCUUUUCGGGGCUUGCGCUAGGCAGCUCUGCUAGUAGCAAGCGUCUAUGUAAGCCUCUGUGCCGGCGGCCGGCCGUCUGUGUUCAGGCCGCGCAUAGACCAGCCAGCGCCGUCUCGAGCGGGGUACCAAGCACAGGCUUCGGCCCCGUCUCGCCGCUCCAGCGGAGGCCGACCCUACCGACCCGGAAACUUGUGGUCGCCUCGUCGCAAAGCGGGGGCAGGGCCGAGGAUGCGGAGAAACAGGACUGGAAAUUCGGGCGCAAUGAGGGCCCGAUGACCUGGCCCUGGAAGCUGAUGUGCGCAAUUCUGUACAUGCUUCCCUGGGUGGAUGUGACGGAGAAGACAGUGUACUUCGUGGAGCGCUUCCCCGCCUUCGUGUGGACGGAGUACUUCUCGGAGCCGUUCGAGCACUGGUACAACAUCCACGAGUACGCGCCGCUCUUCAUCUUCUUCGCCACCUACCUGGGCAUUGUGCGCAACAAGAAGAUCCCGCACGUGGCGCGCUACCACGUCAUGAUGGGCGUGAUGCUGGACAUCGUGGCCAUGAUCCUGAUCGUGACGGAGGAGAACCUGCCCACCGGCGUGCUGUGGACUCCCUGGUCCGACCUGUUCUACGCGCUCAUGUUCUGGUUCAUCUUCCUGCUCGUCAUCUACUGCCUCUUCUUCUGCUUCCUGGGCUGGUACUGCGAGAUCCCGCUCAUCAGCGAGGGCGUGUACCUGCAGAUCGAGCAGGCCGAGCAGCUGGGCCAGUAAGGGCUGUGGGCCAGUAAGGGCCUGCCAAGCACUGGCAGCUGGGCCUGUCACGGCUGCAAGGACUGCCGGCUGGCCCGGUGAGGGCUGCCCGCCAGCGCAGUAGCGGCAGCAGGAGCAGCAGGUGCUGCAGGCGCAGCGGCGGCAGCAACGGAGGGCGGUUUUGCUGAAAGUGGUGAAGCAACAGUAGGAGCGGCGGAGGAGUAGGCGAUGCGCGGCAUUGCGGCACGCUACGCCAGGUUGGCUGAGGUGGGUGAGCCAGCGGUUAGCGCUUCGCAGCGGCGGCCUGGAUGGAACCGGGGUGACUUGUUGAAAGAGAGGGAAGGCGGGGCCCGUCUCCCGCGCUUGGGUAGCAGUGGAUGUGGGGUUCGCCCCGCUGCAGACCUGCAUCGCAUCGGGGCCUUCCGGUGUGUGAGAGCGUGCCGAGUGCUGGGGUGCGGGGCCGCCGCCUCAGGGCCUUGGACGGCGGUGCAGUGCGGCGGUCGCGGGCGAAGUGCGGGCUGCGCUCAACUGAGAAUGGCUUGUUAUUAGUUGUGCAAUGCGGGGGACUUGCGAAGCGCGUACGUUGGGUCGAUUACUAGAAUGGGGGCAGGACAGUGAGGUGGAACAGGGCAGGGGACUCGAAUGGAAGGGUGGCGUGGGCUUUGGCGGAGGUAGCCCAGCAAGCGCUUGAUGGGACUUCAGGGCUCUGCCCUGGCUGCGUGCUCAAAUGAAGCAAGGGACGUUAGGCCCUGCAGAGGUUCUGCCGCGUUACUUCGACGGUGCUCUGCGCGUUUUGUGUGCGGUAGUGGCAGCCGCCAUGCGACAGGUCUUCUAGCCAAUGAGGAAGUAGUGGUGCAUGGUGAACGCGUCGUCUGGGUAUCGAGCUGGAGCAGGGGAGGCUGACAAGCGUGGGUUUCAAAGUCAUGAGGGUUGAGGCGCCGAGCGCUGUCCAAAUGCGGCGCUGGAGCCGUGGAGCGGCUGCACAUUUGAGUGUCAGCGUGUCGGAUGAACUGUUAACACCCUCGGUCA